Messenger RNA from Myxozyma melibiosi, 900 nucleotides. RefSeq lists its product as uncharacterized. The transcript has a single exon. The record is from RefSeq and is a predicted model, not a curated record. Lineage: Eukaryota; Fungi; Ascomycota; Lipomycetes; Lipomycetales; Lipomycetaceae. The coding region runs from base 1 to 900 and encodes 299 amino acids.
AUGCAACGCCAGACCUCCCAGCGCAGUUCCCAGCGCCAACAACAACAACAACAACCCACACACCUAAGCCAGGCCGGUGCGAUCGCAAGCAAACCGCCGCCACGGCCGGCCGCGUCGGAUGCGCACGGGGUGCCGAUCCAGCCUCUGCGGUUCGGGCAGCAUCUCUCUGGCCCUGAUGGGCGCGUGGUAGGCGCUGCUUUACCGCCGCUGCCGGCGCGCCAGCAGCAUGUUAAUGCGAAGAGUACCCGGAAUGGUGGGCUACCAGCUGCGGCUUCUGGGCCGAAACUUGUGGAUGCAUCUGAUGAAUUUGAGCCGUGGCCGGAAUUCGCAUCUAAUUCAGCGCCUGCUGCAUCGUCUACUGCUAGCCCCUCUCGCGGUAGUCAUCAUCCUCCACAACCGCAGCGGGCACGUCUCCCCCCGCCGGAGAUCCUCCUCUCUCUAUUCCAAUCCAACCUCUUCCCGCUCCCGAUGCCUCUCUUCCAAUCCCUAGUCCCUCUCGCGUUCCCCCUCAAACGGCGCGUGAUUUCCGACCCCAAAGUCAAGUCAUUUUUCGAAGCCUUCAUUCUCGCGAUCGAAGUCGCGAUCCGGAUCUGCGCCGGCCGCAAGCGCCGCGACGGCCGGUUCGAGGCCGAUAAGGAAGCGCGGGAGACGGCGCGGCAGUGGCGCGCGCUGCGGGAGCGCGUUGCCGGCGUGGGAUUGCGGGAUUUGCCGAAUUUGGACGCGUCGUUUACGUUGCGGGCGUACGCGGGCGAGCCGGCAGAGCUGUGUAUUGUGUGUGGAGUGGCGAGGCAUGAGCAGGUUAGAGGGUGUACGAAGGAGGUGGUGUGGGAUUUUGAGAACGGGGGGCAUUCUACUUGUAUUAGGUGGUGGGCUCAUGAAAAGGCAUUGAUGGAGUCAUGA